AUGAAGUACGCAGAGGCCAAGGCCUUGUCCGAUAAAGGCCCCUCGGCCCUCAUCGCGCCGCCAGAUUUCCAGCCUGCGGCAGAGAGCGACGACGGCCAGGUCAGCAGCUGGGAAGACAUAGAAGAUGGUCAGGAGUUCUUGGGCUUUCGUGCAGUCAUCACGCUGCUCAGCGUCAAUGCGAACGUGAACACCAGGAAGGAGCUUCCCAAGAUUCGAAGCGACGUCAUGAAAGAGCUGAUGUCGCCGAAGGGACAGGAUCUACCUGGCAAACUCGGCGCCUACAGGGAAUUCAGCAACGCCGUGCCAUGUGGCUGGAUGCCAAAUGAGCCGCGGGCGGCGCCGCUUCCCCACGACGCUGAGCCCUGUCGAGAGCCGCCAAGCUUCUGA
Molecule: messenger RNA, 387 nt
Organism: Symbiodinium pilosum
Lineage: Eukaryota; Dinophyceae; Suessiales; Symbiodiniaceae
Source: the annotation of a GenBank genome assembly